Molecule: messenger RNA, 1496 nt
Organism: Cyanistes caeruleus (blue tit)
Lineage: Eukaryota; Metazoa; Chordata; Aves; Passeriformes; Paridae
Gene: TCEANC
Product: transcription elongation factor A N-terminal and central domain containing
Biological process (GO): DNA-templated transcription
Cellular component (GO): nucleus
Source: RefSeq, a predicted model, not a curated record
GUUUAAAAAGUGCUAAUUCUCGUUGGGUAGAUGAACAAGAAAUUUAAGACGAUAUUACAAAAUAGUGGAGGAAAGCUGUAAAGCCAAGAAGGAACAUAAAAGGUAACAUCUUUAUAGGUUUAAAAAUGUCUGAUCCAAAAAAUAUUGUACACAGAACCCGUUGUAUUGAAAAACUGCUGUCUGAGAACAAUUUGCAAGAUAUUGAGGAUCAUCUUAAAGAACUUGAAGAUGUUGAUAUGACUGUAGAAUAUCUUCAGGGGACAGAAGUUACCAAGGCUGUAUAUAGAGUGCUUAAGAGUUGCCCUUCUGGCGAGUUGAAAAAGAAAGCAAAGCAGUUAUUGUCAAGGUGGAAAGCACUUUACAAGAAUAACUGUGCUCAGUCAAUGCAAGUUAAAAAGUCAGAUCCUGUGGAUGUGAAAGAAGAAAUUGAGCAUCUCAGUGUAGUUCCUAGAGAGCAGUCACUGUCUGAAGGACCAUGUCAGCAGGAGGCAUUAGAUGGUACUAGUUCCAACAUUUUGGUCCCAUCACAAACUGUUAAAAAUAUGGUAUGUAAUAAUGCACAAAGCAGUAUGAAUCAGCAUUCUUCUUUUGAGGAGCAACACACAGUUCAUGAAGAUUCUAAAUCUGUUGUUUGCGAAGCAAGUCUGCAGCAGGAUCUGAUGAGAGCUCUGAGGUGUAAAUGUGUAGAUCUUCUUCAUAAAGCUUUGAUUGGUUCUGGCAAAGAUGAAGAAGAAACUGCAAAAUGGCUAGAGUUAGCUAAAGAAAUUGAAGAACGUAUUUUUACUCUUUAUGCUAAAAAUGAUAAAAAGUACAAAAAUUGCAUCAGAAGUAAAAUCUCAAACCUUAAGAACCCUAAAAAUUGCCACCUAAAACAUAACCUUUUUUCAGGAACUUUGAGCCCAAAGGCUUUUGCUGAGAUGACAGUGAUGGAAAUGGCCAGUGAUGAACUGAAACAGCUCAGGGCUGUGUACACAAAAUCAUCUGUUCAGGAACAUCAGCUUCCGCAGGUUAUUAAUGGCACACAGACAAACAAAGUAAAGUGCAGACGCUGUGAAAAAUUUGAUUGCACUGUCACUAUGAUUGCCAGAGGAACUCUCUUUCUUCCAGCUUGGGUGCGAAACGCAAAUCCAGAUGAACAAAUGUUGACUUACGUUAUUUGUAAUGAAUGUGGGGAACAGUGGUAUCACAGCAGAUGGAUAUGUUUGUAAUGCUACCCUUCUUUCAUAAGGGGCUUGGAAACAUGUAUGAGAACGUACCUCUGUUGAAACUGGAAUUUUAAAUUCUGUGCUGAUACUAUGUGAGUGCUGCCACUAAAAACUGCAAAAUCAGAAAACUGCUAAUGUAUUUUUAAAGAUGGCUUGAAUGAAUCUUACAUGUAAUAAAUAAAAUUAAUAGGAGUGAAUAACUUUCUUGAGUGGAUAUCCUCUCUGGAGCUAGGACAUCUGUCCUGAACUGAGAAAAUUAAUAUUUUUAUAUAGUGCACAUUACCCACAAAU